Blepharisma stoltei is the source of this 405-nucleotide messenger RNA. Lineage: Eukaryota; Ciliophora; Heterotrichea; Heterotrichida; Blepharismidae. The record is from the annotation of a GenBank genome assembly.
AUGCAAGAAGAAAAAGCUACCUACGCUAUGCUGGUUGGAGUCCCCAAAGCAAGCAAAGAACUUAACAUUACUCCAGAACUACUCACUCGAUGAAUAAAACUGAUGAAUUUUCAAGAUUCCAAACUAUUCCGCAGACUCCGUGAAAAAAUCCUUGAAAGAGCCAUGAAAAAAAAUGCACGAAAUGCAGCUCGUCACUUUGGGUUGACAGAAAAUAUAGUGGUUGAAAUGCUUAAAGAAUACCUUUCGGACGAAGCUAAUAAUCCAGAUAAUACAAUUUAUCCACAUAAUACUUAUGAUAGGUUUGCACAAACAUGUAAUUUUAUUCAGCAGCCGAAUUGGAAGCACAUUGGAAUUCAGACUGAAUCGCAGGCGGAACAUCAGCCUUCAAAGUAUAAUAGCAAAUAA